AUGGUGCGUCUGCCUGACGCAAUCGGUCGUCAUCUGGCACCAAUCCUACGAGGCGCUGUCUGCAAUCAGUCGCAGACAGCGACUCUGUCACUUCGGACAGACGCUUCACCGUUGCCGUCUGCUUACCGUGACCGGUCCUCUGUCCUCUGUGCUAAUGCAGACACGGCAGAGUCAACCGGGGCACCUUUGUACAUGAUAUAUCUGGCGAGCGUCUCGGGCAUCGUCUGUUGGCCUACUUCCAUGGCCACACUGGCUCACGAUGAGGCGCCAGAUCUGCCAGAGCUGCCCAACGUCAUCUGGAAAUACGAAAUGCGACGACAAGCGCAAGAGAUCAUUCCUCGGCUGUGGUGCGGGCCCUACCAGAGCAGCAACAACCUAGCAACGCUCAAAUCCCAGGGCAUCACGCAUAUUCUCUGCAUUGCCGACACUCGAGAAGGCGGGCUUGUCAAGCCCAAAUUCCCCAAUGACUUUGAGUAUCAAGUCCUCAACAUCAGAGAUUCGUGGGAUCAGAACCUCAUCACUGUCUUUCCAGAAGUUGCCCAUUUCAUGGAACACGCACUCUCUACAGGCGGCGCUCUGCUCGUCCAUUGCGGAGACGGCAUCAGUCGCUCGCCUGCUAUAGUUACGGCAUAUAUUAUGGUCAAGUAUCGUCUAGGCGCAGAAGAGGCAUGCAGCUACGUGCGCGGUCGAAGGUUCUGCGUCUCGCCCAAUGUCUGGUUCCAGCAUCAAAUUGGAGCUUACGAGGGCAUCUAUCGGGCUCAAAACAUGAUGCACCAGGCGGGAGAACAAGAGGCGAGAGAUGUCUCACGGAGGAAGCGCCUGGAUGCCGACGAUGAGGCGGACAACAAUGACCCUGAUGCGCAUCACAUUUUGAUGACAACGCUAAACAGUCGACGUUCAAAGCCACUUCCAAAGCGAAGGAACGUGUCUGAUGGCAGUACAGGCGAGAUGCAAAUGUAA
This is a messenger RNA of Mixia osmundae IAM 14324, 960 nucleotides long. RefSeq lists its product as uncharacterized. Gene Ontology annotation, biological process: protein dephosphorylation; regulation of ERK1 and ERK2 cascade; negative regulation of protein binding. Gene Ontology annotation, molecular function: F-box domain binding; protein tyrosine/serine/threonine phosphatase activity. The transcript has 9 exons. Bases 1 to 960 code for a protein of 319 amino acids. Lineage: Eukaryota; Fungi; Basidiomycota; Mixiomycetes; Mixiales; Mixiaceae. The record is from RefSeq and is a predicted model, not a curated record. Gene Ontology annotation, cellular component: nucleoplasm; cytoplasm.